UAUCCUGAUUUGGCCAAGGCAACCUCUGAUGCAGAAUCUCCCCUGCCUGGACAUCUUUAUGGAGUGUUGAAUGAUAUUAGUUUAGAAGAUGAUGGUGCUAACUGUCCAAUACUUCUAGAGUUCCUUCUCUUCAGAUUGCAGCAUGGAUCUGUGUAUGCUAAACUCAAGGUAUUGAAGCUACUUGGAUACCUAGUACAACAUGGACACCCAUCAUUCCGUGAGGGACUUCAGAAGGAAGAUCGACACCUCAAAGAAGCAGCAGCUUGCCAUGGACCUUCACAACCUCUUCAAGGCAUUGAAACCUACAGACUUGUUCGUGCAGAAGCAAAGAAACUUCUAGAUUUAUUAUUUGAUGAGACUGAAGAAGACAAGUGUGAUGAUGAACCUCAGAUUCCUGUUGGUUAUGGAACAAGUGGAGUUGGUGGAAAGUUUCCAGGAUUUGGUAACACCCCAGCAAUACAAAAAAGUGGAGCUCAACAGAUAGUUGAUGGGAUAUCUGUCAUGAUGGGAAAAUUAACUCCUGGUAGCACAGUGUCAGCUCCAUCUGUUGAAAGAAAGGAUAUAAUUGCUUCUCUUCCUCGAUACCAACCUGUUAGUGUUCCGACCUCACUUUCUGUAGAAUCAAAGUGGCUUGAGGAAACUUCAUCAAGACCGGUACCAAGGCCCAGGAAACUAAUGCAAG
Limulus polyphemus (Atlantic horseshoe crab) is the source of this 682-nucleotide messenger RNA. Its product is annotated as AP-4 complex accessory subunit tepsin-like. Lineage: Eukaryota; Metazoa; Arthropoda; Merostomata; Xiphosura; Limulidae. Gene Ontology annotation, cellular component: trans-Golgi network membrane. The record is from RefSeq and is a predicted model, not a curated record. The transcript has 7 exons. The annotation marks the transcript as partial.